CUCGAUCCAGAAUCACAAUCCUCAUCUAAUCACACCACUGGGACCAACACUCAGAGAACCUCAAUGCGCUCUAAUCCCUUUGAGGAUAACCAUUCCAUUCAAACUACCGGCACGGAAGGAACCAACGUUAUUCCUAUCGCCCUUGUUACUUCCGAUUCCCUGCACCACUCUGCAGUUUUGUCUGAGACGGAAACCUCUCGAUCUCCAUCGCCUACGCGUCCUGCUUGCACUCCGGAAGUUGACCUUAAUCUGGAUCAUAUAAAUGUGUCUCAUGAUUCGCUAAAGUAA
Lentinula edodes (shiitake mushroom) is the source of this 288-nucleotide messenger RNA. RefSeq lists its product as uncharacterized. NCBI's taxonomy places the organism in Eukaryota, Fungi, Basidiomycota, Agaricomycetes, Agaricales, Omphalotaceae. The annotation marks the transcript as partial. The record is from RefSeq and is a predicted model, not a curated record. The transcript has a single exon.